CGUAGCCAUUUUGGCUCAAGGCGUCAGGACCAUGGGCCCGAGUAUUUCGGCGCCCGUUCAGUCCCGACCCCAGCGCCACAGGCUGGCGCGACGCCAUGGCACCGGGACGGCCUGGCUGGCCAAGCUCGUCAGCGGCAGCAUGAUGCUCACCUUCCUGAAGGCCCACCGCCCUCCGGCCUGGUACUUCCUGGUGGAGGCCGACCUUGGUGAGCUCAACAUCCAGCUGAAGGGGCAGGGCGUCCAAGCAUCUUUCCCGAUCGACGGGGCCAGCGGCGACAAGUUCCCCAACGGCGGCAAGAAGGUCAAACCUGAGGGACACCUUCCUGGAGACCCGCGGCCACUCGGUCGGGAACUCCUUCGCGCAUGACGACCACAGCGAGCUUGUCACGAAGCGGGAGGAGCAGGCCAAGGCCAAGGGCGCCUGCGUACUACAUGUCGCCGUCCCGCAACGUCUACGACAUCUGGGAGGACCCGCUCCAAGCCUUCUGCUACGUCACGUUUGCUCAUCGAGAUGUCGGGGUCGUCCCCGCGCGACGUCGCAAGCAGCCGAUGAUGUUCAAGAGGCACCGCGAGAGCUCCCUAGUGCACAUGCUCAGGAAGUACACCCUCACAGCGGCUGCCUUCGGAGGCAUGUGCAUCAGCAUCAUCACCUUCUCCUCGUUGUUUGCGACGCUGCGCUUCGACUGGGCUCUGAACGUGAAUUUUACCGUGAGGCCGCUUGGCCGCUUGUUCAAUGUGGGCACCUCUGCGGAGGGGGACCCAAGGCACUCCUAGGGCACUGGCCGCGGCCCAAUCGGGCCGUGGGCCAGGGGACCUGGUGGGAGGGGACCUGGCACAGCCAAAAGAGUAAGAAGCGUGUCUUUGCCUGUGCUUACCCUUGCUCUGGCAAUCAUAAGGAUUGCUGAACUGUUGCUGAACUGCUACUGUGCGUGCCCAAGGCGGCACCUCCGCGUCUCGGUGGAGCACUCACCGCCUUGUUAGGCUUUUGUGCGUUCUCCGCCGCCUGCAGCAGGAGGGUGCUGCGUGGAAUCCCUCGACGGCCGAUGUGGUUGGUUGAGGCCCCUCCCUGUGCACGGUGCCAGUGUCCUUCGCGAGGUGGUUGUAGGAAAUGACGAUCCCUUUAAAGGGUCCGUGAGUUGGUGGGCCAACUGCGGUCGGGGGUUGCCCGGUCAUCUGCUGUGCUCUCGCGCAGUUGUUAGGGCCGCAUCGAGUCUGCUUCUCUUCCAUUUAGUAGUUGGAUUGGCGGCUGUUGCCACGGGCUCGGUCCCUGGGUGGCGGCGUCGAGGAACCUGAGCUGCGGCAAUAACGGUGAAGCGCUAUCACUUUAAGCCAACCCACCAUCCAGGUUCGGGUCAGGGGCAGUCGCCCGCGUUCCUGGUUGGGUUUAAUUUUCCCACUUUCGCACCGCGAUGGAGCCAAUCCAAUCCAAUCCAAUCC
Molecule: messenger RNA, 1437 nt
Organism: Prorocentrum cordatum
Lineage: Eukaryota; Dinophyceae; Prorocentrales; Prorocentraceae
Source: the annotation of a GenBank genome assembly